UAAUGCAAAGAAUUCGAACAAUAGAUAUUAUUCUUGUAUGUUCUUUACACUCUGCCGUUAGAAAACCGGCUUCGAUUAAUACUUGUAGUAAUGUGCAUUUAUAAUUUAAGUAAUGCGACGUUUUACUUAGAGUAACUGAAUGAUAUACCAUACGGUGGAAUCUGACUAGAGUAGUCCUCCACGAUUUUCAUUGCUAAGAACUCAGCAUGCCGUAUUCAGUUGUCGUACUCUGAACAGCACUGCAGCAGAACUCGAUUUGCGUUUAUUACAAAAUAAGAAAAUAUUAUAAAAUGAGUUCUACGUAUAUUCUCCACUAUUUUGAUGGUGGAGGCCGAGGUGAACCCAUUCGGUGGUUGUUUGCUUAUGCCGGCCAAGAUUUCGUGGAUAACCGCAUUGAACUCAGAGAAUGGCCAUUAAUGAAGCCUAAAACACCGUUCGGCACGCUACCAUACGUUGAAGUAGACGGACAAGUGCUAGGCGAAUUAGGCACCAUACUGCGCUUUUUAGCCCGAAGAUUUAACUUGUAUGGGCAAAAUCCAUGGGAAGAAGCAAGGAUCGAUGAGAUAAUGGACUUCGUUAAAGAUCGCAGAGCAGCAUAUCCGCGAUAUGUCCAAGCGGUAUUUUUUGAGAACCAACCGGAAAUGGCCGCUCAGGCAAAGGCAGACUACAUUGACCAAGCCCCGCUUACCCUGAAGAAGUUGGAAGAAAUUUUGGCUGCUACCAAGCACGGGGUUUUAGUGGGCACCCAAACAAGCCUGGUGGAUAUCUCAGUGGCGUACUAUUUCUACACUUUAGAAAGAUUUAAGAAAGGAAUUCUGGAUGAUUAUCCAACGCUUAGAGACCACGGCAGCAAGAUAUGGAACAGUGAUGGUAUUCAGAAAUGGCUACGAAAACGCAACCUUAGCUUUUGGUGAAAAACCUCAUUGGUCCGUUUGGUUUUCACUUCAAUGUUUAAUUUAAAAAAGCACGGCUUGCGAUAUGCGCAAAAUGUCAGCGACAUAAUUCAAACAGUUAAAACGCCAGCGAUACAAGUGUCGUGGCAAUUACCACAAAACACUAUAGACAAACAGACUGCAGUUGUACUG
Molecule: messenger RNA, 1085 nt
Organism: Paramacrobiotus metropolitanus
Lineage: Eukaryota; Metazoa; Tardigrada; Eutardigrada; Parachela; Macrobiotidae
Product: probable glutathione S-transferase 7
Exons: 2
Coding region: 291-914 (207 amino acids)
Biological process (GO): glutathione metabolic process
Molecular function (GO): glutathione transferase activity
Source: RefSeq, a predicted model, not a curated record